Pocillopora damicornis (cauliflower coral) is the source of this 1399-nucleotide messenger RNA. Its product is annotated as CDP-diacylglycerol--glycerol-3-phosphate 3-phosphatidyltransferase, mitochondrial. The record is from RefSeq and is a predicted model, not a curated record. Gene Ontology annotation, cellular component: mitochondrion. NCBI's taxonomy places the organism in Eukaryota, Metazoa, Cnidaria, Anthozoa, Scleractinia, Pocilloporidae. Gene Ontology annotation, molecular function: CDP-diacylglycerol-glycerol-3-phosphate 3-phosphatidyltransferase activity. Gene Ontology annotation, biological process: cardiolipin biosynthetic process.
CGUUUUUUUCAAAAACUUUUGUCAAGUAAUGCAAAGUCUGCUCGAUUUUGGGCCAGUUUUGUUUGCGAGAUCUUCUAAAUUUUGUGUUUGGAUUAGUUCAAAGCUUUUUUCUUCUUCACAUUGUUAUUAUGGUGGCACUUCUCCCCGUCAAACUCCAAGGGAAACAGUACAAUGGAUGGCAGAACAUGCACCUGUGUUCCCGGUGAAUGGGAAAGAUAUUACAGUUUUAAACGAACCUGAGCAGUUUUUUGCAACUCUCAAGGAUAAUGUCAGCAAAGCAAAUCGCCGGAUUAUUUUGGCUUCACUUUACUUAGGGACAGGAGAAAAAGAGCAACAACUAGUUGAUUGUAUCUAUAAUGCUGUGAAGAGAUCUACCUCUUUGGAUAAGUCUCUAAACGUGGAGAUACUUUUGGAGCACACCCGAGGAUCCAGAGGAGAGCACAACUCUAGAACCAUGCUCCUACCACUGAUACAGAGCUUCAGUCCUUCCAUCAAGGUGUCCCUGUAUCAUUCACCCAGCCUCAGAGGCCUGCUAAAGCUGCUUCUUCCUGAGAGGUUUAAUGAGACAGUGGCCCUGACACAUCUUAAGGUGUAUCUUACUGAUGACACUUUGAUUAUGAGUGGAGCUAACCUGAGUGCAGACUAUUUCACCAACCGUCAGGACCGCUACAUCGUGAUCAAGAAUUGUCCUCAGUUGGCAAACUUUUUUCAUAGCCUUGUUUCAACUGUUCGAGCUUUCUCACUUCAACUUCAACCAGAUAACACAACAAAAAUGGGAGAAAACUUUCCUCUUCAUCCAACUAAAGGAUUUGAUGGUGGAAAUAAAUUCAAGGCUGAAGCAGGGAGGAGGGUGUCCAAGUUCUUGCAGAACCAAAAAGAAAAGAACAAUUGCAGUGAUUUAUUGAGGACACCAGACCAGGUUUGUGAUACCUGGGUUGUUCCUUUGGUCCAAAUGUUUCCGUUUGGCAUUCGUCAGGAUGAGGUUGUCACCAGCAAGUUACUGAGUCAUGCACCUCAAGCUGGCAAGCUAUUCUUAGCAUCAGGGUAUUUUAAUUUAACAAGAAAGUACAGGAAUAUUAUUUUAAAGUCACCUGCCAAAUGUGAAAUACUGACAGCGCACCCGACUGUGAAUGGUUUCUACCAAGCUAAAGGAGUGGCUGGUAGGUAUAAUUUUGGACAUGGUUCAGUGUAUCAAGAUUUAGAGGCUCAGGUGGCCAUAGUUACAGUUGACCAAGAACUAAGUUACGCCCUUCAUGGGGAGAAGACUCAACUCUACAACUGAGUCCAGAAGGUCACCUGUGAGACAUUUGAAUGAUGUGAACAUAAAUUACCUGUCUGGGUAUAUUUUGUGACCAGAUUAAUAAAGAAUCUUCUGUAACACUGGUCUCCUUAUUUUGGU